Messenger RNA from Fusarium subglutinans, 924 nucleotides. RefSeq names its product pyranose 2-oxidase. The record is from RefSeq and is a predicted model, not a curated record. The transcript is spliced from 4 exons. Bases 1 to 924 code for a protein of 307 amino acids. Gene Ontology annotation, molecular function: oxidoreductase activity, acting on CH-OH group of donors; flavin adenine dinucleotide binding. Lineage: Eukaryota; Fungi; Ascomycota; Sordariomycetes; Hypocreales; Nectriaceae.
AUGCCGUUAGCCUGCAAACGCAAGCAAGGUAACAAAGAGUACGUUGAGUGGUCUUGCACUGCUACCAUUCUUGGAGAACUAUCUUCCCCAGAGUACUUUUAUAAGGAUGGGGAACGGCUGUUCGACAUCAGGCCCAACACCCAAUGCGACAGGCUCGAAGUGGAUGCCCAGGGUCAGAUUCAGUUCGCCGUGAUUGACGACCUUGAGAACAACAAGGAGUACUACAUCAAGGCCAAGAAGUACGUCAUCUGCGCCGGCGCCGUGCUUACUCCGGGUAUUUUGUACAAGUCUGGAUUGAAGGGAAAGUUGCCUGCUCUGACUCACACUACAGACCAUGAGGAUGAUCCACUUCCUUUCCCCUUCAACGAUCCUGACCCGCAGGUUUACUUCCCACUGUCUGAGAAAUAUCCCUGGCACACUCAGGUUCAUCGUGAUGCCUUUGGCUAUGGUGAGGUACUGUCGAACAUCGAUCAACGCCUCGUUGUCGAUCUUCGCUGGUUUGGCUACAUGAAACCUGAUUAUGACAACUGUGUCACAUUCUCUAACAAGACCAAAGACCAGUUUGGAAUGCCUCAGCCAAUCUUCAACUUCAUCUUGGACGAGGAGGCGGAGGAGCGCUGCAAGCGCAUGAUUACAGAUAUGAUCGAUGUUGCUAGAAAAAUUGGCGGUUUCCUUCCUGGUGCUGAGCCCAAGUAUCUCGCUCCUGGAUCUGCUCUUCAUAUCUGCGGCACGUACCGCGCUGGUAGCACUUCAGCUGAUAGCGUUGUCAACAAGAACGGCAAGGCUUGGGGUGUUGAUGAUCUCGUACUUGGAGGCUGCGGUGUCAUUCCGACCCAGAACGCUUGCAACCCCACUCUCACUGCUGCUUGUUUUGCUCUUGCAGCUGCUGACAAGAUCAUUGUGGAGCUGCAUGUCGACCAGUGA